CUGCGCCAGACCUUAGCCGGCCAUUUUUCUUUCCCGGCACCAGCAACAUUGCACAGGCACAUGUUUUUCGGCGCUUCGAGUUCUCUGCACCGCUCGCUCGGGGACUCUUCAUCUGGCACGAAACCUGUCAAGUGAGGGUUUGAGCCGAACCAAAAUACGAGAAAAGUUAUAAUCGCACAGCAUCUUCGUUCGACCAUGUCGGAUCUCAAUCCUUUCCUCCUGGCUGCGGUCACGCCUGAUCCAGAUCCACGCCUACUGCCCCUCCUCCGGGCCAAGCCAGAUCUCGCCUCUGCACAAGAUGCCCAUGGCUAUUCUCUUCUGCACGCUGCCGCUUCCUAUAGUCAUGUGGAUCUUCUACGUUCCCUUGUCAAUGAAUUCCACGUCGACGUAAAUCUCAGAGACGAAGACGGAGAAACAUGCUUGUUUGUUGCAGAGACGGUGGAAGUAGCCAAAUGUCUGGUCGAGGAAUUGCACGUCGAUCUAGGCGCGCAAAACGACGAGGGCAUGACUGCAGUCGAGAAGUUCGAGGCAGAGCAGGAGUACCCUGAUGUGGCCGCAUAUCUGCGCGAACACUCCUCCAGCCCCGGUGCUAACCGCGCUGGGCCUGUUACCAACGGCGGCCAGCACCCGCCGCCUCUACCGCCUAACGUGAGCAUAAACAUAGAUACGGCGCCAGACCCGACGGCCAACAAUCUCGACCAGGAACCGGACCCCGAAUUCAGGAGGAGGAUCGAAGAGCUGGCCAGCCGAGACAAUUUUCAUACCGAAGAAGGACAGAGAGAGCUGCGGGAUCUGAUCACGGACGCAGUAAGAGGAGUUGGCAGCGGCGAGAGGGAAGUGCGGAGGCGCACCGAGUGACGCCCGCAAAUGCUAGACGACGGAAUGCUGCACGAAGAGAUGAUUCAUCAAUACCACAGGCGCGAAAACGGCAAUCACUUGCAUUGCAAGUGAGACACAAUGCGGCCGGGCUAACCGGUGUUGAUGUGCUCGCAGUAUACUAUCCCACGCCGAGAGGAGCGGUGGCGCGUUGCACACAGCUGCAGGGUUAGUCGUUCAUCCAAGCCGCUACCCGGCCUCCCCCAACUCUGGCUGCAAAACGCAAUCCUGUGCUGCCCAUGGGGAAAUAGCUAACCAAAUACCACGCCAACGCCACGAGUUGUACGAUGGAAGAGAGGAGCGUGAGGAUGGUGGAAUGAAGCUACGGGAUUGUCAGCCGGGGUCUCUUGUGCAGUGGUAGGAGACCAUGUUUGUUACGUACCCCAACCGCAAAGUAGAUGGUCAUGACAAUAGACCCGAAGUAGGCUGCCGUGAAGGGUAACCUGGGCCCUGAGAUCAAGUGUUGUGCAUAUUGAUAUGGUCCCAUCAUGAAAGCCCACGAGGCCAGAAACAGCAUCGAACCAACGGACCACCUGUCGAGAACGCGUCAGCCACACACACACCUCCUUCCAAAAAAGCCACAUGCACGAUUCCAAGUUUGAAUGCCAAAGAGACCGCGAGCAAGGAUGGUCUGCCAAGGGUCAUCCCCAGGAUGGGCCAUGAGUCUCAAGAUAGAAUAGCUGACAUCAUCACGGGGUUGCACGCGGUCACAUGCACGAGGACUGCCAAAGCUGGUGGUGUGAAGCUCAAACAUGGAGGGCCAAAAAAGUAGAAAACACUCACAAAAUCGCAAACUUUCGCGGCUUCAGCGAUAGAACUGGAAACAACGCAAAACAGAUAACGAAACAGGCCAAAGCGGCCACGUUACAUCCUCCAAAUAUGAGGAGGCGAUCCCAUCGGCUUACUGUGAAGGCACUGAAGUCAGUAUCCCUGACGAGACGUUGCAUUGUAAAGGCACUCGCUAUGCAGAGCAAUGCGAAUAUCCGACUUACAUGCGAACCAGCCUUCUUCCUCUUCUCUCCGGGUUGGCGCAGGCAAUGGCGCCCCAGGCGCCUCGUGCGUGGGUAAUUGGACAUAUCCUCUCUGCCCAAACGGAUUGAAGGAUGACAGUCUAGAUAGAAUGGGCGUCGAGGACGAAGUAUUGGCCGCUAUGUCCGGGUCUCGUCGAGACCAUCCUAGAGAGUUCAUUGAAUCUCGAAAAGCAGACGUAGUCAUUCUGGC
Molecule: messenger RNA, 2097 nt
Organism: Exophiala dermatitidis NIH/UT8656
Lineage: Eukaryota; Fungi; Ascomycota; Eurotiomycetes; Chaetothyriales; Herpotrichiellaceae
Exons: 1
Coding region: 196-858 (220 amino acids)
Molecular function (GO): protein binding
Source: RefSeq, a predicted model, not a curated record